Dermacentor silvarum is the source of this 8236-nucleotide messenger RNA. RefSeq names its product mucin-19. The record is from RefSeq and is a predicted model, not a curated record. NCBI's taxonomy places the organism in Eukaryota, Metazoa, Arthropoda, Arachnida, Ixodida, Ixodidae. Gene Ontology annotation, molecular function: protein binding. The transcript is spliced from 24 exons. The coding region runs from base 140 to 7963 and encodes 2607 amino acids.
UUUAUUUUGAUUUCAGAAAAAGAUAAGAGGUUUCAACUUUGCCAAACUCUACGUUGCUGUGAAGGACUAUGAGUCUGCCAGACAGUACCUUGCUGCCUUCCUGACUGUGCAUGGCAAUAAUGCAGCUGCACACAAGCUGAUGGGACAGAUUCAGGAGGCCACUGAAAAGCCAUAUGAAGCCAUUAAGUCUUACAAGUGUUCCUUGGCCAUGGAUGAAAGCCAGAAGGAUGUUGUGUUAAGAAUUUGUGAAAUCUAUGCUGAAUUACCAGUUGACCGACAGGCGAUUAAGUAUUGGAUGGAACAAGCUGAAAACACUUUUCCUGGUCAUAAGGUUGUGUUUAAGCUCAAGGAAAGCAUGACAAGGGCCCAAGGUGUGCCUGAUGUGAAGGACAUGGAGGACCUGAUCACAUCAGAGAUUACAACAAGUCCGCUGGAUGUGCCAUUGAGAGUCAAGCUUCUCCGGCUGCUACUGGACAUUGGGCGUGUCCGGGAUGCCUACAAACACAUUCUCCAAACAGAAGAAGAACCACAAUUCAUUGCCAAGGCUGCAUACUCACUUCAGUGGCAGCGCUGUAUGACUGAUGUCAUGAAGACGUACCACCAGGAUCAAGCUGGCCCAAUAGACGAGCUUUUCUUGGCGAAGUACUUGCUGACGUUGGACCAGCUAGCCAUUUUGAUGCUGCACAACCUUAACAGUUCAACACUGUUUGCUGUGUCUGGUCCCAAAGACAUAGAGUCAUACAAACAGGGGGAACAAUCCUUGCUGGACGAUGCAGUCGGUGUUAUUAGAUUCUUGGACGGUCUACUCAAGGAGGCACACACAAAGCAGUUUUCAACUGGUGCCUGGAACUUUGUACUACAGCAUGUUACUGCCCAGCUCUACCUCCAUGUGGCCACCCUGGUUUUGAAGAGGCCCGUGAAGGUGAGCUACGACUGGCAAGAGGCACACCGCUGGGCUGCAGCCUUGCUACUGAGAGCUUAUGCAGCACAUCCUCCUAGUGCCAUGUCCCAGGAAGACUGGUUCCUAGCACUGGAUUCAGAGGAGCGAAAUCUUUAUCACAGCAUCUUCCUCCGAGCUCAUCACCGGCUUUCCAUCUCAGGUCACAUACUGCACGUUCUUUGCAAUGCUGAAGACAUGAGUAGCUGGCUUUCUGACAUAAAGCAGGAAGCAUGCACACCCGAGGUUCGAAACAGGAUUUACAGAAGCAUUUUUGAUGAAAAGGGCAACACUUCAUGGUUCCUCCAGGACACAACUUUUACCAAUUGUACUUGUGAAUUUCCGUCAGCUUCAGCUCUUUAUAAACACGAUCAAGAGUCUCAGUGGCUGCACCCUUCAUGUCUUGAGCACCUGGCCUGGUUGGCGCUCCAGUGGAGUACUCUGCAGGACAAGCAGCGUGCGGGCACUGAGCAAUGCUUCGAGCUGCAAGUGUUUGAGAUGCUUCCAUUGAAGCCUCGUUCGUUCACAUCUGGGGCCGCCGAAACAUUGAGCCAAGUGGACAUGCAAGCAUUUCUGGAAGCGACAUGCUAUUGCGCGAGUCAGGCACUGGGGCGCAAAGCGUUUCAUCUCAGCCAAGGGCCCCUGGCACUUCCACCUCAUGUGGGAGCACGGCUGUGCACGGGUCCUCAGGCCGACUGGUGGACUGCCGCAUACCACAUGCAUGCCAGCAGUGGCAGGAGCAAGAUGGCUGACAUCAGGCGCAUACUGCAAAGAGGGCUUGAAGUCAUUCGGGCAAUUGGAAAUCAUGGCAUGGACCUUUCCCUGGUUGUUCACUUGGCCAGGACAUUUGCCAACAAGUCAUUGCACAGGUGUGCUGAUGGCCUAGAGGAAGAAGCGGAGGCCUUUGAAAAUCAAGCAGCACACUACUGGGAGGCUGUGCUCACCAUGCUUGCGACAUAUCGCAUCACUAGGAGCCCAGUGACACCAUCGGGCCGUCUGUUCUGCGUGCCAGGCGGUCGUGGUGCGACCAGCCUGCAGGAGCUGAGGAACAUCAAGCAGGAGGCCAAGAUGUUCCUAGCUGUGUGUGCCAUGAAUGCAGGCUACCUGGACGAGGCCGCUGCGAUGUUUUCAGGGCUGACGACUGCUCAGGCUGCAUAUUACAUGGCACUUGUGAUGGAAAAGAUGGCUCAGCGCAAGGCUCCCCAACGGGAUGUGGAGUGUGCCCUGCUGCAGAAGGAACGGGCGGCAUUGCAACUUGCCCUUGAGCGUGGCUGUCGGGAAUCCGACUGGACCCUGGCCUCCGCAGUGUCUGCUCAAUUGGAUGACCUUCAGGAGCGCAUGAACUUGACCAGUGAGUAUCAUGGCUACCAUGAUAAUGACAACAAUGAUGAACCGUCAAGGGGAGGACAGGGUGAUUCCCUACAUCUGUCUGCCCAUUCCUGCAUUAGUUCUGUGCAUUGGCCUCGGCAAAGUAGUACCCCCAAGCCUGACAGAAGCUUCUAUCCAGCAUGCACACCACCAGAGAAGUCUCCUACUUCAGAGGCAACCCUUGAGCCACUAUCACGUCAGCCAAGGGCUGCUGCAGCUGUGGAAGCACCUGCCAUUGCUAGCCGAUUUCUGGAGCUGCAGCUGCAUUCUAUAUCACUGCACCAGGAGCUGGCAGCGAGUAGGCUUCACGAGAUGCAGGAGGCCAGUCAAAGCAUGAUCAGAGAGCAUCUUGACAGUCACAGGGCUGUUCUUGCCGAAGUCAAGCGACAAAAGGCUGCUGUGGAGCACCUCACGAAAAAAGUUGAUGAGGUGGCUGCAAUGACUGCUGCGGCAGCCGAUGCUGCUCUCUGCUCACAACGCCAGAACGGAGGCUCUGAGCACAGAGAUGAGCAAGCCAGUGGCCAUGGCUUAGACCGUAACUACUCUCGCUACGAGACAGCAGCUUCUAGCAGAGCGACAUCACAAAUCGCAAGAGACCCAUGCCGUACUCCAUUGCUGCAAUCUCCACAUGUACAAGGCCCUGCAUAUGGAAACUAUUCGAUGCCUCACUUUGGUUACCCAUUUGCCUCACCACACUUGGGUCAACCUUUGGCACAUCAUUUUGCAUCGCAGCUGUUCCUUUCACCACAGGGCACCACAGCACUAGCAACCAUGCCAGUGCCUUUCUCUGGUGUGGCAGGAGAGCUUGCAAAUGAUGUCAGCCGCCCGCCUCCAUCCACAUCCACCUUGUCUGCCAGCAGUGCACCAUAUCACUUGGCGAAUGGGGAUGUGGGCCAAGCAUCAGCCUUUAGCCACCAUGCAGAGCCACAGCUUUCAGCAGUUGCAGCCAUGCCGACCAAGUCACUGCAUCCUCCACAUCACCAUGCCGUUUGUCAGCAGAAAACUCCAGACAGCAGGGGUGCUGAUAACAGCAAUUCCUCUCCUGAUAGCAUCCUGACUACUUAUGCAGCGAACACCAAGGGUGCCACAUUUUCAGCCUUGACAUCAUGCUUUAGUACCCCAAGAACUGUUCUGGCACCCUCUUUUUUUGGCUCCAAAGCAUCCACCACAACAACACCAGCACAAUUAUGUGGUUCGCAAAUGGCUGUGUCCAGUGCAUCAGUGACUGAAGGUACUGCGUUGCUAAUUCCAUCAUCAAGCUUUAGCACCUCGAAAACGGUGCUGGAAUCUUCCAUCUCUGGAUCCACAAGAGACAGCAAGGCGGCAUCUACUCAGCCAUUAGACUUGCCAUUACCUAUGUGUAAUGCAGCAACCGUCGUGGCAACUUCAUUUUCAGUGCCAAAAUUGUGCUUUAGCACUCCAGAGGCUACACCGGCCACGUCUAUGUUUGAAGCCGCAACAACCACUAGAAUGAUGCCUACUGUGUCAUUUGGCUUACCAAUGGCUACAUCCACUGCAGCAACCACAUCCACUACAUUGUCAGUGUCAUCCUCAAGUAUCAGCACAUCUGAGGCAAUGCUGGCACCAUCCAUGUUUGAAUCCACCACAGUCACCACGGCGACACCUGCUGUAUCUUUUGACUUGCUAUUAGCUGCACCCACUACAGCAAUCACCAUUCCAACUAAAUUUUCAGCACUGACACCUUCUGUCCUAUCUUUUGGUUCACAAGUGACUACGCCCGUUGUGUCAGGCUUUCUUUACACAGGCAGGUCCCAUCUGCAUGCAACUAGUUUUGACAACAUUAGUCCAAGCUCAGAGUCCACUAUAUGCACAUGCGAUGUGAACAAUGGUGCCAACGGACUCGCAUGUCAAGCAUGUGGAUUGAAAAAGCAAGACAUUGAGGGCCAAAAGACUGCAGAAGUCUCACAGCCUACUGUAGAGCUGAAUGCUGUGGCUUCAAGUUCAGAUGUAAGUGCUCCCACCAAGUUUUUUGACACAAAGGGUCCAGUCUUCACACUCGGUGCCUCUGCACUAGGCCACAACCUUCCAUCAGUUGGCGGUUUGUUUGGUGGCUUUCAGCCUUCCGGAAACAAGGAUUUUGGUCGAUUCCAGUUUGGUAAUAUCCCAAAAGUGACAGAGUGUCCAACGUAUGUAAUAGACUCUGCUGCAAUAGCAACCACAGCAAAAGAAUCAUCUCAUUCUGUUUUAAAAGGUGAUGUCACUUUGGUUGGGAAAAACGAACCCAUGUCAGCCGAGUGUGUGCUUGGCAGCACUGCACCAUCAGCAAACAAUGUUUCAAACAGAUUUGCAAUUACUAGCUCAAUAAAAGUGGAUGCAUUUUCCGAAGAAAGAACGCCUGCAUUUGCAGAGACUGCGACAAGUGAUCCACCAAGGCCUGGACCAGCUGCAGACACUUCAUAUUCUGCUUUGGCCAAGGAAUCAUCAAGAACUGUGAUCAGUGAGCCUGCGUCUACUGCUUCUUCGACUGUGAUUGGGCUUCCAAAAGGAAAAGUGUCAAUUGGCACGGAGACAACAUGUGAACCACCAGGUCCCAGCCUAGUUGCAGGCUCCUCAUCUCUUCGGUUAGGUGGGGAGAAUGAUAAAGAGAAAGCAGAACAAAAGCCUUUUAACACACAGAUGGUAGCAGCAAGCCACUUAACAAAUAGCAUCCCUUCACCAGAUAAGAAAGAACGUAAGUCGGCCAGACCUGUGCUUGGCAGCACUGCUUCAUCAUCAAGGACUGUGUAUAGUGAGCCUGCGUCUGCUGCUUCUUCAAUUGUGAUGGGGUGUCCAAGUGUGAAAGUGUCAAUUGGCACGGAGACAACAUGUGAACCACCAGGUCCCAGCCUAGUUGCAGGCUCCUCAUCUCUUCGGUUAGGUGGGGAGAAUGAUAAAGAGAAAGCAGAACAAAAGCCUUUUAACACACAGAUGGUAGCAGCAAGCCACUUAACAAAUAGCAUCCCUUCACCAGAUAAGAAAGAACGUAAGUCGGCCAGACCUGUGCUUGGCAGCACUGCUUCAUCAUCAAGGACUGUGUAUAGUGAGCCUGCGUCUGCUGCUUCUUCAAUUGUGAUGGGGUGUCCAAGUGUGAAAGUGUCAAUUGGCACGGAGACAACAUGUGAACCACCAGGUCCCAGCCUAGUUGCAGGCUCCUCAUCUCUUCGGUUAGGUGGGGAGAAUGAUAAAGAGAAAGCAGAACAAAAGCCUUUUAACACACAGAUGGUAGCAGCAAGCCACUUAACAAAUAGCAUCCCUUCACCAGAUAAGAAAGAACCUAAGUCGGCCAGACCUGUGCUUGGCAGCACUGCUUCAUCAUCAAGAACUGUGUAUAGUGAGCCUGCGUCUACUGCUUCUUCAAUUGUGAUGGGGUGUCCAAGUGUGAAAGUGUCGUUUGGCACGGAGACAGCAACAUCUGAACCACCAGUGCCCAGCCUAGUCGCAGGCUCCUCAUCUCUUCGGUUAGGUGGGGAGGAUGAUAAGGAGAAAGCAGAACAAAAGCCUUUUAACACACAGAUGGUAGCAGCAAGCCACUUAACAAAUAGCAUCCCUUCACCAGAUAAGAAAGAACCUAAGUCGGCCAGACCUGCGCUUGGCAGCACUGCUUCAUCAUCAAGGACUGUGUAUAGUGAGCCUGUGUCCACUGCUUCUUCAGUUGUGAUGGGGUGUCCAAGUGUGAAAGUGUCGUUUGGCACGGAGACAGCAACAUGUGAACCACCAGUGCCCAGCCUAGUCGCAGGCUCCUCAUCUCUUCGGUUAGGUGGGGAGGAUGAUAAGGAGAAAGCAGAACAAAAGGCUUUUAACACACAGAUGGUAGCAGCAGGCCACUCAACAAAUAGCACCACUUCACCAGAUAAGAACGAAUGUAAGUCGGCCAGACCUGUGCUUGGCAGCACUGCUUCAUCAUCAAGGACUGUGUAUAGUGAGCCUGUGUCCACUGCUUCUUCAAUUUCGAUGAGGCUUCCAAGUGUAAAAGUAUUGAUUGGCACAGAGACAGCAACAUGUGGGCCACCAACACCCAGCCCAGUCACAGGCUCCUCAUCUCUUCUGUUAGGCGAAAAAAAUGGUAAGGAGAAAACAGAAUCGACCGCUAACAGAGGCCUGACUCUGAGCUCAUCCAGUAAUGAUGAUGAUCCCAGCAAGCUUUCCAACGCACAUGCAGAGCCAGAAGAACCCAUGUUCUUGUUUGGUGUCACUCUGCCAAAUAGGAAACAUAGGAAACAGUUGACUUCAGUCACCGCUGCGCAUGUUGGAACCACAUUUGGGAAGAAUGCAUUUAUGUGUGCCAUUUGUGUUGGCCAAAAUAUGAAGGAAGCUUCGUGCCAACUGACUGAAUCUUGUGGAUAUCUGUCUGUUAGUCCCCAAAAUGUCGAACAAACUUCAGAGGAGCCAGAACAAGUUUGCUCUUUUGCUACAGUGGCUACUGUGAUUGAGCCACCAACUUCCAGCUCAUCAGUGGGAUCUUUGUUCAAGUCUCCUACCACCACUAAGAGAGAUGAAUCUACAGAGCUGCCUUCAGCACCCGAGUUAAAGGUUUCUUUGUCUAGCACUCUAGGAGGCACUGUGAGCACCACCCAGGUUGCAUCAACAAGCCAUGUUUUUGAAUUUGGUGUGACACUGCCAUAUCAGAGAGCACCUGCACUUGGCUCUUCAUAUCCUGGUACUGCCAUGUCAGAAAAGAAUGUGUCCGAUUUCAAAAACGAGAAAACAGUUUCUGAAAACAAAGCGACACCUGUUGAUGUAGUGGGUGCAGGUGUUCAAUUAGCAAAGUCCAGCCCCUGUGUAGGACUUCUGUCCAAUGGCUCCACUAUAUUUAUGAAAGAUGAAUCCACUGCGCAAAGCCAUCUGUCAAUGACUGCCACAGCCGAUGCAGCGAUUAGUAAGCUGAGUUCAACACCAAACAAACUUGAACCGCAAGUUGCAUCCCCUUUGCCACCUGAACCACAGGUCACAUCUCCUCUAGCAAAGUCAUCAGCUUCGACACCAGGCAUCAUUAGGCAGCAAGCAGGUUCGCUACAAAGCACUGGUGAAGCAGCAGAGGACAGCAGAGGUGAAACAGCUGAAGAAAUACAUGCACCCUCUGAGAUCUUAGCAGACGGUACGCUAUCUGAUAAAAUUGGUAAGCUACGUUGCUAUAUUGCAGAAGACAGCAGUGCGCCUGCCUUCAGUGGCUGGAGCUUCCCUCUCAGCACUACGUGCUCAAGAAUUUCACCAGGCAUGUCUAUCUCUAGUAUUCUCAGUGCCAGUGGCACACCACAGUCUGUCAAUUUGAGCCCCGAAGCAGGACAGUCAGCUUCUAGAGCAACUUCAAGUACCAGCAAGCCUUUGAAACCUAUGCUUGAUAGCCUACCUCUACAUAACCUAACGCCACCAUCGCCUUUCGCACUUGGAACUACCGCCUCUAGGUCCUCUUCAAACCCGGCUACCAGUACACCAGUGGCAACAGCAUCUACAUUGUCAAAUGGCUUGAAAUUGUCAGCAACACAGUCAGAAAGUGGUUGCACUUUUUCUUCCCGAGAUGAGAGCAUAGAAAGCAGUCCAAGACACCCUCGGAUGGCGUGUUGUCGCACUGAUACUUCCAGGCAAGGUAUUAGGCGAUCACUGUUUGGCAAUGCUACAACAGAUGAGGACAGAUCAAAACAUGGAGGAAAGCAGCCAUGAAGAGCUCGUUAUUGAAGAGGCCGUCAGGAAGCCCGCGGCACCAAUUUUUUAAGCUUAUUAUAUUUUAUUCGUUUUAUUGUUUGGCCAAUUGCCCAUCAUGACAACAAGCAAUCACACGGCUCAGAGGAACAGUCUAGUCAGCAAGUUACUAUAAUCAUUUGUUUAGAACAUUUUAUGUGCAAUUGUUAUAGACUAAUGUUUACAUUACCUGACAUAAGCAGGUGAAUUGUGAUGAAAAUGUGAAAAUAAAAACUCCUCGUGAUUUUUGGAUAA